GCUUUGAAUCGCGUCCGAAGAGUGGAGGAACUGGUGUCAUUCGGGCCGGUAAUUCCGGUAGCUCGCGAGCCUUGGCAUCCGUUGCCCGUCAAUCACAUUUGACUUGCCCACCAUCGACGACGAUGUCUUCCCUAAUCUCCAUUGUCCGCAGUAAGUUCCUGGACGCUAUUCGAUCAGUGAACCCCCCCGGACGAUGGAAGAUCCUGGUUGUCGACGAGCAUUCUCAAAAGCUUCUGGGUACCGUAUUGAAGCAGUUCGAUAUUUUAGAAGAGAACGUCACCCAAAUUGAAUCUAUCUCGAACUACAGAGAACCUCAGGCAGGGUUUGAGGCACUUUAUCUAAUUAUGCCCACUACGCAGAAUGUCGAUCGAAUUUUGAAAGAUUGGGAGACCCAACAGUAUGCUGGAGCACACUUGUUCUUCAUCGAAGGACUACCGGAACCAUUAUUCCAAAUGCUAAUGCCCGCAGAAUCUUACAUGCGAUGUUUGAAGGAGCUCUUCAUCAACUUUCGAGCGGCGGAAGCCCAAACAUUUACCUUUGAUAUGCCUGAACAGUUUUUUAGCAUGUACAGUCCCCCGCGGAAUGAAAGGGAAUAUCCAGAGGGGAGGGGGAGGUUAGAAGAAGAUCUGCAGUUCACAAGUAAACUAAUAGCUAACGUCUGUAUAACCCUCAACGAAUUUCCUUUCAUCCGGUACUAUGUGCCAGCCAACCAUUCACCACUAGGUCCCCUGAAACCCCACACUUCCACACGCCCACCGCCUCCAUCAGAAGGAAGUGGACGGUGGAGAACAAAUCUGGCUCGGGGUGGGGAUGCCAGGGCGUACGAAUCUGUAGAAGGAGAUUUUGUGACCAAGCUCCUAGCAUUUAUGGUGCAACGACAUCUGGAAGAGCAUAAAAAGUCCAAUCCAGAUUUUGGGAAGUCCGAGGCUCGUGCUCGUUCGACGUUGAUAAUAACAGACCGUUCCAUGGACAUGAUUGCUCCCUUCCUUCAUGAAUUUACAUACCAAGCGAUGAUACACGACUUACUGCCCAUACAAGAUGGUUCCAAAUACACGUAUAAAUUCCAGUCUUCCGUGGGAGCUUACGAGGACAAGACUGCUACGCUCUCGGACUCUGAUCGUGUUUGGACUGAAGUCCGGCACAUGCACAUGCGCGAGGCAAUAGACAGACUCAUGGCCGACUUCAACAAGUUCCUAGAGGAUAAUGCUGUGUUCAGUGGAGAUGGAGCUGCCAACUUGAACGACAUGAAGGAUAUGUUGGCUAGUCUGCCUCAAUAUCAGGAACAGCGAGAAAAUUUCUCUCUUCAUCUGAAUAUGGCACAGGAAUGUAUGGAUAAGUUCGAGAAAGAAAAGCUCCCAUUGGUAGCAAAUGUUGAGCAGAAUUGCGCGACUGGAGUGACUGCCGAGGGUAAAUCUCCCAAGCACCUAGUGGAAGACAUGGUACCGCUGUUGGAUAGUAAAGACGUCGUGAAUAUGAAUAAGGUUCGAAUGAUCGCUCUGUACAUCCAAUACCGAGAUGGCGUCCCGGAUGAGGACCGUCGCCGUUUAUACCAACAUGCUCGGCUAUCGCUGGCAGAGCAGGACGCGAUCAAUGCAUUGACAGAAUUCGGUGUUCGGAUCUCUAGGGGAACUGGGGAUCGAGACAACAAGAAGAAACUCAAAGCAAAGACCAGCGAUGACGAUUAUGAGCUCUCGAGAUACAAGCCAUUCUUGAGGACAGUAGUCGAGGAUCAUGUCGCCGGCAAACUCGAUACCUCGCUCUUUCCUUAUGUGAAGGACUCGCCUUCAGCAGCACCCCUACCAACGAGCCUACGAUCACAGUCUCCAGCCCAACCAACGUCUCUGCGUAGUCAGAAACCGGCGUGGCAUCGAGCGGCCAGGCCUGGCGUGACUAAUGAAGCUCGACAACGCUUGUUACUUUUUGUUGCUGGCGGCAUGACAUUCUCCGAAAUCAGAGAAGUCUACCAAUUGUCUUCUUCUCUGACCAAGGAUAUAUACAUAGGCGACUACCCUUUCGUUUUUUAAGUUUCAACGGUUUGUAUCUGACGCCCGCUUCUCUGCCAGGUUCAUCACACACCAUUACGCCGCGUCAUUUCGUCGAUGACCUCAAAGUAGUCACUCUGGGAGGUGUGGGAUCUCGAGUUAGCCCAAGUGGCUUGCGGGAAUUCCAGGGAAAACGUUCUCUGCAGGAGUUCUACGACGAAAGGUAUUUCACGAAGGAUGGCCCACGACCACAACCUCGGCCGGCUGCCGCUACCACGAAGUCGGCUUCAUCAGUGUUUAAAGCACCGAAAAUUGAACAGACCUCAUCAUAUGAUUCGUCUAACUCGAUGUCACCCUCGUUAAAAGAGGAGAGGAAGAAGAAGAAGGGUUUGUUCAGGUUUUGAUUGCGUGGAUGUUUUACUGUGACUUUGUAGUGUGGAAUUUGGAUGCCAAUGAUACCUUGAUCUGAUUCUUUCCGUUACCUCUAAUUCGACAAAUAAGUUGUGUUAUUGAACAUUUCCCUUUGAUUGCACGUAACUUUAACCAUACCCACAACUAGAUUGAUAUGACAUAAUAAUCAGGAUGGA
This is a messenger RNA of Marasmius oreades (fairy-ring Marasmius), 2569 nucleotides long. RefSeq lists its product as uncharacterized. Gene Ontology annotation, biological process: intracellular protein transport; vesicle-mediated transport. The record is from RefSeq and is a predicted model, not a curated record. The transcript is spliced from 14 exons. NCBI's taxonomy places the organism in Eukaryota, Fungi, Basidiomycota, Agaricomycetes, Agaricales, Marasmiaceae. Gene Ontology annotation, molecular function: syntaxin binding. Gene Ontology annotation, cellular component: plasma membrane; secretory granule. Bases 123 to 2024 code for a protein of 633 amino acids.